ACAGGCGCAAGCUCCGACCCAAGGCUUUCCAGACCAGCCACCGAACCCGAACCGCUCAGCGCUUUCUCACCACGCACCGUCACCGUCUACCUCCGCACCAAGACACCGUCCUAUCCCUGAAAGGCACAGAGCCCCCCGUGCCCGUUCAGCACGCCAUCUUCACUUGUCUAAACCCGACAACCGCGUCCGGCGCGACGACAAUUAGCUAAAAUGGCUCGAAACUCGGAAAAAGCACAGUCGAUGCUGUUCCGGUUCCGCGAGGCGCAGGCCGCGGACCUGGGCAUCAUCGACGCGGGGCGGGCGCGGCGGCCGCGCAACAUCGCGGAGCAGGACUCGGUGCCGGCGUGCGAGAAGUGGCGCGGCCACGUGCUCAAGGAGAUCUCGCGCAAGGUGUCGCGCAUCCAGGAGUCGGCCCUGUCCGACUUCCAGGUGCGCGACCUCAACGACGAGAUCAACAAGCUCAUGCGCGAGAAGCACGCCUGGGAGGCGCACAUCCGGAACCUGGGCGGGCCAAACUACGCGCGCGCAGCCGGCGGUUCCGGCAAGGUUUAUGACGAGGCGACCGGCCGCGAGAUCGUCGGCGCCGGCAGGGGGUACCGCUACUUUGGCCGCGCCAAGGAGCUGCCGGGGGUCAAGGAGCUGUUCGAGGCCGCGGCGGCCAAGUCGGCCGGCGGCGGCGGGAAAAAGAAGGACGCGGGGGACAAGCCGCUCGAGGAGCGCGACGACCUGCGGAGGCAGGGCGUCGACGCCAUAUACUUUGGCUACGGCCCCGACGAGGAGGACGACGAGCUGCGCGAGUACGAGCGCGCCAAGGAGAAGGACGCGUUCGAGAACCUGGCGGCCGGCGCCGGCGGAAAGAAGGGCGGCGCCCAGGACGCCCCGCCCGGCUGGGAGCCGCUCCCCGGCGACGCGGGCGACGGCAACGCCUGGGAGCUGCCGACGGUCGAGGAGGUGCAGAAGGAGCUGAUAGACAGGAGGAAACAGAGGCUACUGGACCAGCUCAGAUGACAAUGGUGCCGGCCUACUGUCUUCUUGUCGGCCACCUUGUUGUCGUCUUUUUCUUGUAGCAUUCUAGGCUAAUGAUGGCGUUUGGCGUUCUGGUGCUUUCCUGUUAUAUCCUCAAUUACUAUCAGAGUUUGUUAAAUGGACGGGCGGGGAAAAAUAAACCGAGUAUGCUGCACAAAAACAAUGUCCAUCGUGAUUCCCAACUCCCAAUCUCGUGGCGAUUCCCCGCCCAUAUUGCACACAAUGAAGAACAUAUAAAUAAAAGCAAAGAAAAAAAAAGGC
Gaeumannomyces tritici R3-111a-1 is the source of this 1287-nucleotide messenger RNA. RefSeq names its product pre-mRNA-splicing factor ISY1. Gene Ontology annotation, cellular component: Prp19 complex; post-mRNA release spliceosomal complex; catalytic step 2 spliceosome. The record is from RefSeq and is a predicted model, not a curated record. The transcript is spliced from 2 exons. Lineage: Eukaryota; Fungi; Ascomycota; Sordariomycetes; Magnaporthales; Magnaporthaceae. Bases 211 to 1008 code for a protein of 265 amino acids. Gene Ontology annotation, biological process: mRNA 3'-splice site recognition; generation of catalytic spliceosome for second transesterification step.